Aspergillus saccharolyticus JOP 1030-1 is the source of this 1489-nucleotide messenger RNA. Its product is annotated as EXPERA domain-containing protein. The coding region runs from base 166 to 1167 and encodes 333 amino acids. Gene Ontology annotation, molecular function: cholestenol delta-isomerase activity. The transcript has a single exon. The record is from RefSeq and is a predicted model, not a curated record. Gene Ontology annotation, biological process: sterol metabolic process. NCBI's taxonomy places the organism in Eukaryota, Fungi, Ascomycota, Eurotiomycetes, Eurotiales, Aspergillaceae. Gene Ontology annotation, cellular component: endoplasmic reticulum; membrane.
GCAUCUCUCAGGGGUCGGUGGAAUUGAAGAAAAAAACCCCUCUACAAAACAACCUCAAGCAAUUAAAAACCUCCUGUUAUCCUUUUUUUCUCCCUUGACUCAGGCCGGACGCGGUUCCUUCAUUGUUUUCAUUGUGUUCCCCUCUUCGCCCGUUUUCCCAUCACCAUGUCACUUAAAGACUCGGUCGAGUCCGUCUUGACAAUCGCGCAGACCCAACUGUCCAAGAUAGCCUCACACAUACACCUGGAUUUUCUCGGGAUCCAUCCCGUUGCACACACCUACAGUCAUUACGUGGACCACCAGCAGCCUCCCGCCGCCGUGUUCCCGACCCCCCACGCCGCCAACGCGGACAACAAGAUCGUGCAACAGGCGCUCCUGUACGACUACUCGGCGAUCAUGGCCCAGCCGUUCGUGCUGGACCUGCCCACCGUACUUUGCCUCGUCAUGGCCUUUCUCCCGAUGCUGAUCGCCUAUAUCAUGGGCAAGCGACUGAUACCCGGGGCGGACUCCGCAGCGCUGCCCCGGUUGCUCUUCCUUUGGCACGCCUACGACGCGCUCACCCACUUCCUCAUCGAGGGCUCAUUCCUAUACCACUGCUUCUUCAGCUCCAUCACCAUCUCCGCCGCGCAGUCGCGCUUCGGGCCCGUCUUCCUCAACAACCGCGACCGCGCCUACGGGGCCACCUACGGGCCCGCCUGGGAUCCGACCGCCCGCCUGUGGCAGGAGUACGCCAAGGCCGACCAUCGCUGGGGCGGCGCCGACCCAACGGUCGUCUCUAUCGAGCUGCUGACCGUCCUGCUCGGCGGGCCCGCUGCCACCUACAUCUGCUACAACCUGUACCUCCUGGCGAAUGGCCGCCUGGGGGGCCGGCAGCGCGGCGUUGUCGCCGGCCGUACCUGGCUCGUGGCUGCCUGUCUGGCCACCGCCGAGCUGUACGGUGGGUUCAUGACCUUUGUGCCCGAGUGGUUGGCUGGCAGUCCCGCCCUGAACACCAGCCAUUGGAUGUACACCUUCGUCUACUUGACAUUCUUCAACGGCCUGUGGGUCAUUGUGCCUUUCUGGGUGCUGUGGCGCGCCGCGGAUGAGGUGACCCGUGCAUUUGUCGGCGGCACCCCCGAGCUGAUCGGCGGCGCGGCUGUGUCGGGGGGUUCGUCGCGGAAGAAAUAGGCUGGUCAAGAUUUGUGAAGAUCAAAUCUGGCUUGUUCUUUUGCGCCCCUGCGCUAUGAUGCGUUUUCUAGCGAACUAGAUUGUUUCUCAAUUAUUAUGUAUUCUUAAUGUGUGGUAUAUACCCUGUAUUUAGGCUAUAACUCUACUAGGUGAUAUGAAGAGCCGUCCUCGGCCAGUCGUACGACGCUCAUUUGGCUGCAUCAAGGCAAUGUGUCAAUUUCAGUCUGGUGACGGGUUGCGCUUCUACCAUGGCAAGUCGAGCGUUCCAUCGCUUCCAAAGUCCGAGCCCUUCUGGCGACGGCUCUCUGUGAGCUUCCGGCCU